GUCAAAUUGGCGCGGGAAAGCCGGCCAAAAGCCACGUUCGGCGCCACCGGCAGCCUCGAGACACCACCCUAGUUGCGUAGAAGCGGGUCGGGCAGCAAAAAAGCGGCACGCGCCGCGGCCACACAAACAAGCACCACUAACACGCCCUAAGCCGCCGCCGAGCGCGCGCCGCCACUCCGCCGGGCGCGACGCCAUAACGCACGGAGCCAGAAACGCGCAGCACCAUGGCGCCGGUCCAGCCCCGCUACGUGAAUGCUGGCUCAUUCUUAAAUAUAGCGAGACAAGUUUUUGACAUGAUGGACACGGACCUCAAUGGAAGCUUGGAUCGCGACGAGAUCCUCGAAGGUAUUAAGAACAACAAAAAGGUGAAGCACUUCCUGAAGAACUGCGGCCACGAGGACCUGCAGUACCUGAUGGAUCCGGAACGCUUAGAACCGGCACUCAAGGCGAUAGAUGAGGACGGCGACGGGCAAGUUGGUCUGAUGGAGUGGGAGCACGCGAUUCGGCGAGCCUUGAACCGUAAGUUACGAGCGGCAGAGAAGCGUCGAGAAGAACUACGCCGCAAGAAGAUCGAGAAGGCUCCCUUGAAGGAAUUGAGGGAGUUCCUGAUCCGGAUGAACGACCGGUUCAAGGAGCGAUGCAAAGCUGAGGGUACGGUAUCAACAUUAAGGGGCAACUGGGAGCGCAUGUUUAAUGAGAUCGACGACGACGGGAGCGGUCGCAUCGACUACGGGGAAUUUAACGGCGCGGUCUAUGCGAUGGGCCUCGAGGAGGAUCCUCAAUUGCUCAGAGAUUUUUGGGCGUUCGUCGACGAAGACGAUUCGGGAGAAGUGACUAUUGCCGAGUUCCAGAACGCCACGUACCUAUUGGUGUUGGCAGGCUGGGACGACUACGACGAUAAGCAGUUGAAAGCGUUGGUGAAUCGCUUGAAUUUAGCGGUAGAGACAAGGCACGAACGAAAGACGUUCUUCCAGACGCAGCAGGGCCCCUUACAAGAGGAACGCUUCAACUGGUACAAGAUUUUUGUGAUGUUGGAUCUCGAUGGGAGUGGUAGACUAGGCUACGAGGAGUUGUUGGGCUGUAUUCGCGGAGGGUAUCCCUGUUUGAAUUUGACGAAAAAAAUGUUUUCUACUUGUUGGGUCCAAGGGCUGUGGAAGGCGAUUGAUGUUGACAGAAGUGGUGAUGUUACCGUCGACGAAUUUGUGGCGUUCAUGCGUCGUAAUGCCCCGCCGAACCCCGGGAAAGUGGUCGUGAGGAGGCCGCCCUUGCCCAUGGACCGCCAAGAUGCCGACCUGCGAUUCCCGGACACGGUGUUCUGCCACGCGCUGCGGACGGGGGGCAAGCCCCUACCGGGCCAUCGGUGGCCCCGGAAGGUGUUUGAUGCCAAAGGUCCUUCAGAUAAGUGGGAGACUACUGGCGUCGGCGCCGGAGCCGAGCUCGAGGUGACGAUACCGGACUCGAUCGUGAAUGGUCUGGACCCCUCGAAGGUGCCCGAUCACCUGACCUAUCUACUGAGGGAGAAGUCCUACGUCGAGGAGAUGGAGCGCAAGGUCCUCGCUGAUAGUAUUGCUCAUAGAAAACGCUUCAUGCCCAAAGCUGAUUGUGGGAGUCUGCAGUCUACCGUGGAGAGUACGGCGCCGUCUAACUUCGACGAAGACUCUAUCUAUUUAAGUGAAGGUGUGGCACCGGGACCGGGCUGCGCGCCGGCGCCGGCGCCCGCGCCCGCGGCCGCGCUGACGCUGCAGGAGCAGGUCGACGCGAAGCGACGGGAGUACCGCGAGUCAAUCCGGAAGACGCGGGAAAUGUCGAGACGCAACGCCAAGAAAGCUUUAAAGAAGACGGGCGACGAGGUCAAAGCCAAGAGGGAUAGGUUGACCGAGGACCUGGGCUUCGACGUCGGCGCGCCGGGCGUGCCCGCGCGGCAGCUCGUCUAAGAACUUACAAGACUA
Pelagomonas calceolata is the source of this 1949-nucleotide messenger RNA. Lineage: Eukaryota; Pelagophyceae; Pelagomonadales; Pelagomonadaceae. The record is from the annotation of a GenBank genome assembly.